Molecule: messenger RNA, 2086 nt
Organism: Halichondria panicea
Lineage: Eukaryota; Metazoa; Porifera; Demospongiae; Suberitida; Halichondriidae
Product: protein PALS2-like
Exons: 12
Coding region: 177-1862 (561 amino acids)
Cellular component (GO): plasma membrane; cell-cell junction
Molecular function (GO): protein binding
Source: RefSeq, a predicted model, not a curated record
GUUGUCACGUGACACUAAUGAUAUUCAUGUACUGUGGAAAAGACACAAAGGGCGUGUUGUGUUUGCACUACCUCUGACCGGCUCACUUUGCACUCAAGCAACUCUCUAAAGUACAUUAGUCAGACAGAGAUAUAAGUUGUACUGCUGUACCGCUGUAGUGGCUGUUAAGUGUUGCCAUGGCUACUAAUGGGGUUGUGCAGCAUGAAGAAAAUAUAUCAAAUCUUAAAGAGGUGUUUUCACAACUAAACUCGGUGCUUGAAGAACUAAGAGUAGAAGAGUUCACUUGGGAUGAAGACAUCAAUUUCCUCCAAACCUUUGUUCGUGAUCCCCAAGUGAAAGCUCUGGCUGAGUUGAAUGACCAUGUAGCGGAGUCUCAGAGCUUUGAGCAACCUCUAGGAGCAGUCAGUCCUCUCUGUUAUGAGCUCCAGGCCAGUGCACCCCACAAAUAUGCCGAAGAAAGAGAUCUAGUCGCCAUUCUUCAGAAGCCACAUAUAAAGUCUAUUCUGCUGGUCCACGACACAGUGCGUUCCAGGAACUAUGAGACUCCCCUUCCAGCGUACGACCCUAACUUCCACCCCCAGACACAGUUAGGGAGACACCGUCACCAUGGUCGCGGACCAGAGUUCCGUGUCGUUGGGUUGCAUAAGGACACCACAGAGGCACUGGGUAUUACUAUGAAGCUGGUGAACAACAAGCUGAUCAUUGCUAGGAUACUGUACGGGGGUCUGAUCCAUAGACAGGGAUUGCUACAAGUUGGAGACAGGAUUGUGGAGGUCAACCAGGAGUUAGUCGACUCAAUGAAUCCCUCUGACCUGCAGGCACUACUGAAAAACAGCUCUGGGUCGCUAGUUAUCAAGGUGGAGCCAGGCUACCAUGAGCCUGCAGGUCUCACUGAGCUCUUUGUUAGAGCUCAUUUUGACUACAACCCCAGACAAGACAGACUGAUUCCAUCACAAGACGCAGGGAUGACUUUCCGCAAAGGAGACAUUCUCAAGAUCCUUAACCAGGAGGAUAGCUUCUGGUGGCAGGCUAUGCAACACUCGGACCGUUCAGUUGCUGGACUCGUACCCAGUCAGAUAUUGGAGGAGAGACGUAAGGCUUUCAAGAGUCUCGACGGUAGAGCUCAAGUGGGUUGUAUAGGGGGGAAAAAGCCAAAGAAGAAGGUCAUGUACUCGUCCCAUCACUCUGGAGAGUUUGAGUCCUACAAUCUAGUGCUUUAUGAACCUGUUGUCCAGGUUGAGAAUUUCCAGUACAGAACACUCGUGUUAAUCGGUGCUCCCAACAUUGGUCGGCGUAGCUUGAAGACCAGACUUCUUACAGAACAUGGAACAAGAUUUUCUGAAGUCAAAGCUCACACAACCCGCCCUCCUAAGUCUACUGAGGAUCGAAACAACUUUAACUUUGUUUCUGAGGAACAUAUGCGGAGAGAGAUUAUGGCCCAUAAAUUCAUUGAGUUCGGAAAGUACCAACAACACUUAUAUGGUAUUAAAUCAGAGAGCGUUGUUGACAUUAUCAACACAGGAAAAAUGUGCAUCCUUGAUGUCCAUCCUCAGGCGUUGAAGCUGCUUCGUACUCCUCAGUUCCGUCCAUUGGUGGUGUUUGUGAAGGCAGCUAAUGCCGAGGGCGUGAAAAAACUCCAUUCCUCUGCCAGAGUGGACAACCCUGCAGGGCACUCCCUCCUCUCUGAAGAAGAUUAUGACCGGUGUGCCCAAGAAUCUAUCAAGAUUGAGGGUCUUUACGGCCACUAUUUUGACGCUACCAUUGUCAAUGAGAAUAUUGACAUAGCUUAUGAAGAACUACUGGCAACUAUUCGAGUGUUCUCAACAGGCAAACACUGGGUGCCAGCCAACUGGGUCAUGUGAGAUAUCAUGUGGACACUUCUUAGUGUAAUGGUGUAAUUAUGCCUGUGUCAAUUUUUAAGCACACUAAAUUAACAUUCUAACCUUGUAUACAAUGACAAUCUAUAGAUCUGUAGUAAAUUAAUGCUGUAUUGAUCGAACAUACUAUAAUUACUUUCAUUUUUUUAAGGAUUUUUGUGUUUUUUGUUUAAGAUAAUUCUAUCUCAUGAUCUAGUUUUUUGUACCAA